Molecule: messenger RNA, 1084 nt
Organism: Setaria italica (foxtail millet)
Lineage: Eukaryota; Viridiplantae; Streptophyta; Magnoliopsida; Poales; Poaceae
Exons: 4
Coding region: 97-828 (243 amino acids)
Cellular component (GO): chloroplast
Source: RefSeq, a predicted model, not a curated record
GCCCCCACGCAGCCCACGAACCGAGCAACCCCAUCCGCACGAAAAUCCAGCGACUUCCCCCUUCGCACUCUCUCUCGCCCUCGCACGCCGCCGGCAAUGGCGACGUUCGCGCGGUGGCUUCCACCAGCAGCAGCCCCACCGGCGGCUGGGCCCGCCGCCGCUCCUGCUGCCCGCCCCCUCGCUCGCCGGCGAAUCCCGCGCCGGGCCGCGACCGUGGUCUCCCCGCGCGCGUUCGGCCGCGCGGACUUCGACGGCUUCGUGCGGCGCGCGUGGCAGGGCGCCAACGCGGGCGCCGAGCGGCUCGCCUUCGAGGCGCGGCAGGCCGCGCAGCGCCUGGACGGGAGGUUCUCGAUCUCCCGGAGGCUCGCGGAGGCCUCCCGUGCCGCCCGCGAGCGCGCCGUGGAGAUCGACGCCGAGCUCGGCAUCGGCCGGAGGUGGCGCUCCUUCUCCGUUGAUUUCUCCCGCAACUGGCCCAGGUAUCGGAGGGAGCUCAAUGACUUCAUGGCAACUCCCAUCGGGAGAGCGUUAGCUACACUGUUUUUUCUAUGGCUUGCACUGUCAGGGUGGCUAUUCAGAAUUUUCAUUUUUGGUACAUUUGUGCUGCCUUUCGCUGCCCCUCUUUUCCUUGGGACCUUUGCUAACAGGGUUGCCAUUGAGGGAACAUGCCCAGCAUGCAAAAGGCGGUUUGUGGGCUACCGCAGCCAAGUGAUCCGGUGCAUGAAUUGCCAAAACAUUGUAUGGCAGCCAAAUAACAGCUCCUCCGGUGGUGCUAGAAGUUCACGAAGAGCAGAAGCUGAUGUGAUUGAUGUAGAAUACGAGGAGAAGUAAGAUCAUUUUGGCACACCAUUAUUCAGGGGGCGGAAGAAGCAGGGUUAGACACAGGCUGCACGUUUCUGGGCUGUUUGUAGAUGUUUCAGUAUGUGUUGUACAUUAUGUGCUCCUUUGGAAUAAAAUGGGCGGUGUUGUGCGUAAAAGAAACUAAAGGAAGACACUGUACACCCUCCGCGAUGCCAAUUUUGCCAAGCAUGUUAAUGUUAAUGUUGUUGACCAAAAUAAUCAGUUAAAUCUACAUCUUAAUUGAAUA